Cottoperca gobio is the source of this 6162-nucleotide messenger RNA. RefSeq names its product protein NLRC3-like. The record is from RefSeq and is a predicted model, not a curated record. Gene Ontology annotation, molecular function: protein binding. NCBI's taxonomy places the organism in Eukaryota, Metazoa, Chordata, Actinopteri, Perciformes, Bovichtidae. The transcript is spliced from 11 exons. The coding region runs from base 177 to 3386 and encodes 1069 amino acids.
UCUCUCUCUCUCUCUCUCUCCCCCCUCUAUUUUGAAAGUGCAUGAAACCGAAAGUCUUGCUGAGCCUCGUCAAACAAACAAGUCGCCUGAAACUUGGAGAGGAAAUGUUUUAGCUUCAAACCCAAACGAGCAGACAGCAGUUUGUGAGGUUAAUUUGUGUUUCAGCUGCAGUAGAAAUGGCUGAGAGGAGGAAGACCAGGAAGAGAUCCGUCUCUGAACAGCCAAUCAGUGAGCCGAGCAGUUCACAGAUGGGAGAAGCAGAGUCCUCUGGUCUAAGCGGUCUCUCUGUGAAGAGCGUACGGUCCAUAAGCCAGCCAUUAAACUUUGGUGUUAGUUCACCGUCGAUCGAGUCCAAAGCUCCAAGUGUCGUCUCUCUGAGUGAACGAUCGAUAAGCCAGCCAUUAAACUUUGGUGUUAGUUCACCGUCGAUCGAGUCCAAAGCUCCAAGUGUCGUCUCUCUGAGUGAACGAUCGAUAAGCCAGCCAUUAAACUUUGGUGUUGGAACGACAAAAAGCGCGGAGCCGUCCAACUGUUCAGUGUGUGAGGAAGUUCUGAAGGAUCCAGUGCAUUUAAACUGUGGACACAGGUCAUGCAAACAGUGUGAAGGCUCAGACAGCCCCUGCAUGUUGUGUGGGAAGAAACGCAGAACAGAUCUUGAACACCAGAGAGAUCCUGAGGAAGACUCUGGGGGCAGCCAUCUUCUGAAAGCAAAGAAGAUUCUUAAAAAGUCAAUGCAGAAGAAAUUUGCUAUGACAUAUGAAGGCGAUGGGGACAAAGAGAACUUCCUAAACAGCAUCUACACAGCACUCUUCAUCACCACUGGAGAGUGGGAAGGGCCACAUGAAGAACAUUCCUUCAGACGACAACAACAACAAACGUCUGAGCAGUCAGUCCACCUCAGUGACAUCUUCAGACAUUUUACUCACCAAGAGAUUCCCCGCAGAACAAUGCUGACGAAGGGCGUUGCAGGCAUUGGAAAAUCAUUUUCUGUGCAGAAAUUCAUUCUGGAUUGGGCAGAGGAGACAGAAAACCAGGAUAUUGAUUUUGUUUUCAUGCUUGCUUUCCGAGAGCUGAAUUUAUGUACGGAAGACAAAAGCUUGCACAAGCUCCUGAUUGAGUUUCAUCCUGCUCUUCGAAAUCUGAAAGGUUCCAAUGAUUUGGACGAAAACAAGGUUCUAGUGAUCCUGGACGGCCUGGAUGAAAGCAGACUUGAACUGGACUUUAAAAACAAGCCGGUUACAUCCGUCACUGAAGUAACAUCUGUGGGUAAUCUCCUAGCAAACCUCAUCCAGGGGAACCUUCUUCCUAAAGCUAACCUCUGGAUAACAUCCCGUCCAGCAGCAGCUUGUCAGAUCCCUGCACAAUAUGUCGACAUGGUGACGGAGAUAAGAGGGUUCAGUGACCUGCAGAAAGAAAAAUACUUCAGGAGGAAAUUUAGUGGCGACUUGAACCUUCCUAACAGGAUCAUUUCGCACAUUCGCUCCUCACAGAGUCUAGAAAUCAUGUGCCAGAUCCCGAUCUUCUGCUGGAUUUCUGCCAUAUUAUUUGAGGAGAUCUUUGGGGGAGACGAGGAAGCUCAAACUCCCCAAACUCUAACAGAGAUGAUGGCACACUUCCUGUUUGCCCAGACAAAACGCACAAACAGAAAAUAUGACAAGAAGAGUGAGAAAAACAAAGAAAGGCUUAUGAAGACACAAAAGGAAUUUCUUCUGAAACUUGGUAAGCUUGCAUUUGUUCAGCUGCAGAAGAACAACCUCAUCUUCUAUGAUGAAGACCUAACAGACUGUGGCAUUGACAUACAAGAGGCAAUCAUCUACUCUGGAUUUUGCUCCACAGUUCUUAGGGAAGAAUCCGUCUUUUCCCAGAAAAAGGUCUUCUUCUUUGUGCACCUGACCAUACAGGAGUUCUUUGCAGCUCUUUUUGUCUACGACUGUUUCAUAAACAAGAAAACAGAAGAGCUCGACAACUUCCUUGAUCUGAAGGACGAAGAACACACUUUACUUGAUCUUGUAAAGAUGACAAUUGACAAAGUAUUGGAGAAGAGGAACGGCCACCUCGACUUCUUCUUGCAAUUCCUCCUUGGCCUCCUGGUAGAACCCAACCGAAGAGUCCUCGAGGGUCUGCUGACAUCGCCGGACCAAAGCCAAGACACCGAAAAAAAAGUCUUGAUACACCUAAAAGCCCUCCGAAGAAAGGCCCUCUCUCCAGACACAUGCAUCAACCUCUUCCAGAUCAUGGUCGAGAUGAGAGACCAUAAAGUCAAAGAUGAGAUUCAGGAAUAUCUCAAAUUGUCAGAUCAUUCAAAAACAGAGCUGACUCCGCUGCAAUGCUCUGCGCUGGCCUACAUGCUGCAGGUAUCGAAGAAUGAUCUGGUUUUGUUGGACUUGAAGAGUUUCAACACAUCAGAGGAAGGCAGAAGGAGGCUGAUACCAGCUGUGAGGGUCAGCAGAGAGGCCAUACUAGCUGACUGCAAAGUGACUGAAGAGUGGGUGAAGCAUCUGUCCUUUGGUCUCAAGUUCCCCCACAUGCCUCUACGAGAUCUGGAUCUGAGCAACAAUGACCUGAAAGACUCCGGAGUAAAGCUGCUCUGUGAUGGACUGUCCAGUCAAAGCUGCAGACUCCAAAAGCUGAGGCUGUCAGGUUGUCAGGUCACAGAGAAAGGCUGUGCUGAUCUGGCCUCGGCUCUGAAGUCCAACCCCUCCCAUCUUGAAGAGCUGGACCUGAACUACAACAAUCCGGGAGACUCUGGAGCGGAGCUGAUGUCUGAGCUGAAGGGAAAUCCACAAUACAAGCUCAACGUACUCAAUCUUGAUCAUGGUGGAAGUCACCGGAUGAAAGACGGAUUCAAGAAAUAUGCCUGUGAGCUCACUUUGGACCCCAGCACAGCCCACAAGAACCUCAUUCUCUCUGAAGGGAACAGAAAGGUGACCUGGGUGAAGGCCGAGCAGCAAUAUCCCCAUGAUGAAGAAAGGUUUGAUCACCACCAACAGGUGCUGUGUGAACAGAGUCUAAAUCUGCGCAGCUACUGGGAGGUCGAGGUGUUGGAGCCCUUCACCAUCGGGUUAACGUACAGAACCAUUGGCAGGAAAGGGAAUGCGAAUGAUUGCAAGCUGGGAUGCAACAACAAGUCUUGGUGUAUUAGUUGCUCUGAUCAUGGUUGUUUUGUUAUGCAUGACAAUAAGAGUGUCAACAUAUCUUCCUUCUGCUUGCGCUCCAGCCGGCUGGGAGUGUAUCUGGAUCGUGCGGCUGGCACGCUGUCCUUCUACAAAGUUUCCUCCGUCAGUCGGACCCACCUCCAUACGUUCAAAACAAAGUUCAAUGAGCCGCUCUAUCCUGCUGUUGAACUUCACACUCAGUCUUCUGCCUUAUUUGGUAAGAUAACAUAGCUAAACUUUCACUGCAAAGAGGUAGAUAUGUGGAGGGUCGGGACAUGUCCCCUACAGUCAAGGGACUACUAGAGGUCGUCGGUUGGAGAGCGGUCUGACUCGUUCAGUCUCGUGUGAUUUGCCAUCAUGUCACUUUUCAUUCAUGUAAAUAGACAAAGCUCAACACAUGCAAAGCAUUUAGAUCAGUGUUUCUCAAACCUUUUCAGACCAAGCACCACUUAACCAAUAAAACAACACUCACGGACCACCUGACUCCCCAAACAUCCAAAAGCAAUAGUCCUGCUCACCACUCCAACAGUAUAUCACAACUGACUAAUAAUGAGCUUCAUGUGACCGUCUCUAUAUCGCUCCUUCACACAUUAAAUCAACAGACUACAUUUAUUACUGAGUGUAUGUCCGUACAGAGAACGUACCCACAGCAAGAUCGUUUGCUCUCAAAAGAUCCUGAAGGUUUCCCAAAGUAAUCCUUGUGUUUACUCUCAACAUGUCGCUUGAGCUCGGCGGGUUUCAGAGCCUCGUUCGCCAACGACUCGUAGCACAGAACACAGUGGAUUGGGAUCCUCUUCAUCUCCAGUCCAAAAAAAUCCAAAUGUGAUGUAGUCGCUGUGAUAUCUUCUCUUCACUUGAGCGCUGGACUUUCUGCGUUCAAGCCAAGUGUCACAGCUUUCAGCCGGGUGGUGGUUGGACGGCGAACCGCUCUCCUGGGACCUGUGUGGUAACGCACACAGAACCACUUGUAGCUGCUGAAUCACCUGCAUCCGGUCCGCGGACCACGACCACUCUUUGAGAAAGACUGAUUUAGAAGAAUGUCUGCGAAGUGAGACAAUACAACCAAAUACAGAAACAUGCGCCCCCGCCCUCCAGAAAGUGUUGAGGAGGGGUCUUUAAAGUUUCCAAAUCUAGCGUGAGAAAGUCGCUUACAAUGCAUGUGCACAACAUUUGCAGAAGCCUGAAAUGUAUCGCUAUGUACCUUCUGGGUGCAACUCUCAUUGAAAUGAAUGGGGCGACAUCUGGAAGCAUGGUAUCCCGUGUUCUUAAAGCCGCAGUGAAACAGAAGUCAGAGCAUCUUUAGCUUCAACGAUGUGACGGGAAAUGUGGGUAGGGUGUUCUUUACGAGAGUUACAUCAAAUCGUACAAUUUGAUAUCACUGUUUUAUGCCUUUUUCUUUUCAUUAUAGGGAUGUACAUAUGUGUUGUUUUUAAUAGUUUCAGUUAAGUUAGUGGCUGGACUAUUGUUGUGCCACUCAGAGUUCAUGUCUCACGAUGUUUAUCUGUUUCAUUUGGUCACAUUUCACGCCGGAUACAUCUGUGUGUUCAGACUCUUCAUACGCAUUAAUGAUCGUCACAAAUAGUACAUUAAGGACUCGAGCUGCUCUUUACUUUAUCUAUUCUUGGAAAGUUCUUAACACUCAACUUACAGUAACUUCGCUCUUUACUUCUACACGUUGCAAAACACUGCGUUAUUUUACUUAGUUACAUUUUAAAGGUUUCUUCUGGUCUCUUUAAACUCAUUCAAAUAUCUAUCACUUUUUUUAUUGUUGCCUUUUGUUCACUUCUAUAAAAGCAUUUUGAAAUAUUUUUACUUUAAUGUUCUUAAUUCAACAGUUUGUUGUAUUGAAGCCCUGAAAGCAGCGUUACACCAUCGCAAGUAAUAUUGUUAUCGCCAUAUUCAGCAAUAGUAUUUGUGUAGUAUAGCGCUCGUGUAGUGCAGCCCUAUAAUUCAUAUUCAGAAUGCGACUGAAUUAUGGACGUUUGAAUAAAACGCGUUCCUACCAAGAGUCAAUAUUUAUUUUAACCUUCAGCACAUUUGUUCCCCAACAUAUCCAUGUCGUUAUUCUUUUAAACAUUACGACAAAAUAACCAGUAUUUGUGUCUGAACCCAAACAAACUUUAACCAUAAUAUGAAUGAUGUUGUAACGCGUGAGCUCUCACAACAUUGGGUCAAUAUAAAAAGACAAACGUUUUAUUAAGUGUUUGUGGAGUCACAUCUACAUCUGUACAGGAUAAACAUCACGCUUUAUACUCAAAAACAUGGCGCCAUACUGCAGUAGUAACAUAAGUAGUUAUAAUGUGUGUGAAAUGGAAAAAACAACAAAAAAAACCACAUUAGCUCUAAAACAGCUUUUUUGCACUUUAAAGCUAAAAGUCGUCGCCGCUCAUUUGAAAGAUUCAUCACUGAUCUUCAGCUCGACUGAAGCUCGUUGUGUCGGUAUCAGCCUCCGUGUGUGUUGAGCCGUGUUCGCUUUGACUUCAUACGUCAUGUGUUGUGUAAAUGCUUUGCACCUGGAUAUUGUAGGUUUGUGUGGAAAUAGUUUAGGUUUGAUCAACUCGCUGUAAGAUGUCACGAUAACAUCACAUUUUAAUAUUGCUCUGGUUUUGUCUUACAUUUCAAUUGUGUGUCCUUAAUUCUGCAGGCUGUUUGUUGUGGUUGUGAUAACGAGUGUAGGGAUUGUGUUUGUGCAAAAUAAAUUCUCUGUAGAUUUGGGUGUUUCAGAUGUGUUAAAAAUGUUUUCAUAUACAGUAUAUUCAUAUAUUAUUCUUAAUAUUUCACAUCUGGUUUUCAAUGUCACAUGUAAAGGGUUCGUUUGUAAAAACAGAUAAAUGCCAUUCUUAUCAAAACAACUCCACACCAUGUUCCCUGGAGCGCACAACAACUAAAACAUGAGAACAUUUAAGAACGAUGUAUAAAAAUGGCUUCUGCUCAUUAAUUCUUCGUGUGUUGUGUCUGACUGUUGUUUUCAUGUAACCUAUCAAUAAAAAUAUACAGGAGAUGUAAA